Messenger RNA from Auanema sp. JU1783, 1428 nucleotides. The record is from the annotation of a GenBank genome assembly. Lineage: Eukaryota; Metazoa; Nematoda; Chromadorea; Rhabditida; Rhabditidae.
AUGGAUUCAAGCCGUUUAUUAUUCAGCAUAAUAUGUCUAAUAUAUCUCAGUACUUCAUUAGGACUAGAUUUUAGUGAACACUGUCGCUUAGAACUUCAAAGAGGCAGAGAUGUUCUGGUUAGUUAUGCAGAUCAAAUGGUUCACGAAGAACAUUUGAAAAUGAGGAACAGAUUAGAUGAUAGCAGAAAUAAAAUUCGGCUUCUUGUUUCCCAAAACACUCCACUCAGUUUGGACGAUGAACCUACACAUGAGCCAUGUCCAACACCUAAUAGCACCAUGUUCACAACAACAUCCGCUCCUUCGACAACUGAAUCCUACAACACUGGUUCCACCGAUAUUUCAGAUUCGACUGAUUUUUCAGACUCGACUGAUUUUACUCAAUCUUCCGAUUCGUCAAGUGCAUCUGAUAAUACAGAAAGCUCAACAAAUCCUCAACCAAUGACCAGCUCAAAGCCAGUCAUAACUAAUGCUCCCAGAGCCAAUAUCGAAAAAUCUGCAGAAGACAACUUCGAAGAUGCGCUGUUCGUUUCUAGCCCACUAUAUACGAAAGUCGAGACUGAUUUAGUGGCAAACUAUCAUGAUAGCAUGCAUAUGUAUUUAUCAUCGCCGGAGGAAGUAUGUAAUGGUCCUCAAAUGAAAGAUUUGAAUUCUAUCACAGAGCAUCAGCUUUUCGGGUUUGUGGCCACAGUCGCAUCAAGACAGCCAGGUCCAUUCUGCGCUUUCUGUAAUAGCCUGAUGACAGAAGUUCAGGAACGCUUGUUCACUCCUAGUUUUCUCCUCAUGAGCGAAGAAGAGCAGAUGCUGCGAAGGGCUUUGUAUUCUCAAAUCCCGUCACCAAAAGCUAUAUGUUCUAUGAUUGCCCCUGGUUGCUACGAAAACUACGAGAACAAAGCUCUGAACAUAACUGCCGGACUGGAGUGCGCAAAAUGCUCAGGUUGCAUGACUGUUACAAAUCUUAUACAGCACCGUUUUUUGUUACAACCGAAAGCAGUCGAAAGUUUCCUUGACUUCCUAAAAUCGUCACUGUUCCAUAAUAUAUGCGCCGAAUUGUGUCAAGACCUAGGAUAUCCCAAUAAUUAUACUCUAUUUCCUCAUGGUUUCACAUACUCUGGAUGUGUAAAUUGGUUCUCUAAUCAAUACCAUGGAUUUAUGAGAUUCGUUACAGUUGUAACCCGCCCCGAGAGAUUAUGUAGCUUGGAACUAGGAUGGUGUGAACUAAAUGAAGUUCCCAACAUGUUACAUUGUUUACAUGAGUUGUGUGACGAAGUAUUCGGAAAUAUUCCUCAAACAAAGUAUCUGUGUUCCCAAAUACCAGACGAACCAGAAGCAGCAGAUCAGUUUUUAAAUAUACAAAGCAGCAAAGUAGCAUCAAGGAGGAAAUCCAUCCAGGAGAAGUUGAGACAAAGAGAAAAAUCCGAGACAAAUUGA